Symbiodinium natans is the source of this 651-nucleotide messenger RNA. The record is from the annotation of a GenBank genome assembly. Lineage: Eukaryota; Dinophyceae; Suessiales; Symbiodiniaceae.
AUGGAGUUGGGCGCCCGCUGGGGGACCUGGGGUUGCCGCGGCGUGGCGUUUCUGCGCCGCGUGAACCCCAUGCCCUAUCGGCUAAUUUUAGUGGAGCCGAAGAAAGUGCAUUGCUCUGGCGCGCACAUGGUUCUAAAGCUCAACAGCUUGGAAGGCGAGCUGAAAUGCACGCAUGCGGACGCAGCCCUCUUCUUGAAGCUGAUGGAAGACGUACCACACCUGGACCUGCUACACAUCGACAUCCAGGGGGCAGAGGGCCCGCUUCUCGCAGAUCCGCAGGUGCGGCAGGUCUUGGAGAGCAAGGUCUACAGGAUCAUCCUCGGCACGCACUGGGAGGACAUGUACCGCUUCGCGGUGGACAUCUUUCAAGCGUGGAUCACCGUCUUCAGCCUUCCGCAGGGCUUCUAUGAUUGCAUGGAAGCGGUGGGGAUCAUCCCACUGGCUUUGGCAAUCUCGCGAGUGCCACUUCAGCUGCCUGAGGCUCACGCCUGGGCCCAGCUCAGGAGCCGCAGCUGCUUCCACACUACGCCACUAGGCAGGGUCGCCAACAUCGACGGGAGCUUCAUCCUCGACAACCCGCGCUUCGUCAACGCGUCACGUGCAUUCUACUUGAAUGACAUGACGCUCCGGAUGGACGAUCUCAUCAAGUAG